Messenger RNA from Thrips palmi, 4361 nucleotides. RefSeq lists its product as uncharacterized. The record is from RefSeq and is a predicted model, not a curated record. NCBI's taxonomy places the organism in Eukaryota, Metazoa, Arthropoda, Insecta, Thysanoptera, Thripidae. The coding region runs from base 151 to 4221 and encodes 1356 amino acids. The transcript is spliced from 7 exons.
UCUGCACGCGCGGCCCCGCGGCUGGCGGCGACGCAUCACUCAGUCAGCGAGCAGGGCGAGAGUGGACCGCAGCGGAACAAGCCGAAGGAAACCCAAGGCAGCCAAACGCUGCAUGCACAUCGCCACACCGCGAAGCACAGCGACGCCACCAUGCAGACCUGGUCUUGGGUGCUGGCCGUGUGCCUGGCCGCGGCCGUGACGGCGAGGCCCGAAGGGAGGCCGCCGACGGUGGAGGCCGUGCGCGUCGUAGAGAGCAGCGCGCCCAACGCCAUCAACCUGGCCGUUGAACACCCCAAAGCAGAGGUGCCAGCCUUCAAGCCUCUGCCUGUCGAUGAGGUCAAGGAACAGGCCGCGAAGCCUCUGGACGAGGUCAAGAAGGACGAGGCCAAGGACAUCGUCAAGGAGCAGCCGCUGAAAGAGACCCAGGGCGAAGAGGACGCUAUGAAGCUCCCCGUGCCCAUCGAACCGGACUUCGGCUCGCCCGACGACCCCAAGGUGUUCCCAGAGGGCGCACUGCGGUCGCCCAACGCCGAGCCCGCCGUCGACGCCAGCCGCGUCAUCGGAGAGAAGCCGGCGUUGGCUCUGAUCCCGGUGGCGGUCCCGGAGGCCGCAGCGCCCGUCCAGACCGAGAAGCAGGACAAGGAGGACGAGAAGAAGACCGACAGGGUGGCCAGGGCCUACCUCCCCGCCGAGGCCAGGGGCAGCGACGACAGCGACGGCCUGGAACGACGGCCGACGCCGCGGCAGCUCACAGACAUCCACCACCUGUUCCUCUCGCACCCCGACCACGCCGCCAGGCUGUCGGCCAGGCUCUCGGUGCCGAAGAGGGAGAUGGUUGGCGAGGGACGCUCCGGCGUGGCCGCUCGGCCCGGCGCCGCCAGGACCGCGAGAAAGGCCCGGCUCGGGUGGGCGACGUCGGGGGUGGACAACAACGACCUGGAGCUAGAGGGGGACCGCGACGAGCCAAGCGUGGACUUCGGCGACGACAGCCAGCCCACGCGCUUCUCGUUGAUGCGAGACGAGGACGCCGUCGAAGCUGACGGACUUCUCAGGGCGAGCGACGGAUACGCCGCACAGCCGGUGCGGGGAGCAGGGCCGCAGGUCACCGUCACCACCUUCAUCCCGACCAUCACCGCCAUCUCGACCACGUCCGCGGACGUCGACGCACGGCGCCCAGCGUCGUCCCGGAUCACCUGGCCGCUGGCCAGCUACUUCCCCGUCGUGAUCCAGGACCCGCUGCUCGGCCUGUACCACUCCUGGGCCUCGGGCGGCGGCCUGGCCAGCAUCCCGGGCAACAUCUUCGAGUACGGCCCGGCCGCCGACGUCUGCAGCGGCUCCCGCGCGAAGCGGAUCCGCCGCGACAAGGACCCCAACGGAGAGCACGCCGUCGUGGUCGAGGAAGAGGAACAAGGGCACGAGGACGACCUCCAAGGCAGCGGCGACGGCGCCUCCAGCAGGGUGGAGCCCAUCGUAGAGGAAGGCAGCGGGGAGGACGCCGUGACGGUGGAGAACGGCGACGACAGCCUGCCGACGGAGCCGUACCAGGAAGACGAUAAUGACUCCGACAAAUCGCCGCAGGACGUCCUGGAGAAGAAGCUGCGCAAGAACAAGAACAAGGUGGACAAGCGCGUGCACAAGGUGGUGGCGCAGGUGAACGGCCUGGCCAAGCGCGUGCAGGCGCGCGUCGCGGACGUGCUGACCACCAGCGGCGCGCUCGGCGACUCCACCGACGCCGGCAGGGACGACGCGGUGCCCGUGCUGACGCGCGUGGUGGUGCGGCGCGGCGGCGUGGCGGUGGCGGGCCCGGGUGGCAUCGCCACGGCGGCAUUCGGCGGCACGGCCAUCGUGGGGCCGGGCGGCAUCGCGGAGGCCAGCGAGCGCGGCGUCGCGGCCUACCGCCCCGCCUGGCUCGGCUCCAUACCCGACGACGGCAAGCUGGUGGCCGUGGGGCCCAUCGUGUACCGCAACCCCCCGGAGGAGCGCGAGGGCCACCUCAGGCCCGCGCACUGGGUCUUCGGCAACACCAGGUCAUUAACUGUGCCAGUUUCAUGUAUAAGAACUGUAUUUAAUCAAAUAAAUAGCAAAAUAUCAAACCAAGGGUCGCCCUGUGCUGUCCUCAGGCUCGCCUCAGCGCCAGCGCGCACUGCGUGGACCCCAGCCACCGACCCGGAGAGCCUUGGACGCGUCUUCGCCGCCUUGGCCCCCAGAGCCCCUCUCCGGAACGAGGCCUACGCCGGCGGCUUGUCGAGCGGCCUUACCAGUGGCGUCGCGAGUCGCCUCCGCGGCGGCUUCGCAGGCGGCUACACGGGCGGCUACUCCAGCGGCCACUCCGGCGGCGUCUCUGGUGGCUUUUCGGGGCUGUUCGGCGACCAGUACCACGGCGGUGGCUCGUUCGCCGGCGCGGCGGCCGGCUCGACUGCGGGUGGGGCGUGGUCGUGGACGCGGUCCCCCGGCGCCAACCUCGGCGAUGACUACCAGCUGUUCUCGGAGCGCGAGCUCCCCGACGAGGACGGCUACUACCACCCCUUCGCCCACCUGGGCCGAGUGGAGCUGCCCGCACAGCGAAGGACCGCGCUGCUGCAGCAGCCCCAGUGGCACGGCCAGCAGAGCCUGCAGCAGCCCUUCUGGCAUCAUCAGCAGCAGCAACAGCCUCUGUGGCAGCCGCAACAAGACGCCUUCUGGGGCGGCCAGGCCGGCCAGGGCCAGCAGCUGUACCUGGACGGCUACGGCUUCGACUUCCCGCCGAGGCAGACGUUCAACACAUUCAAGUCCGGCGCACAAAACCCGACGGCAGGCGCUUACGGGCUGCUGGACGACUACGACGAGAGCGUGCCCCCCUACAAGAGCAUCCUCGCCACCCUGGAGGGCGACCAGUUCGACGCGGCGCUGUCGUACGGCGCGGUGCCCGACCCCCAGCACGAGCCGAGGCCCUACGGCUUCGGCGGCGACCUGCCUUCCCUGCCGUCCGUGCCGCUAGCGUCCUACCCCGCCAUGCCGGCCGCGGACUCGUUCCUCUCGUCGCCCUUCGGCACCUUCGAGUCGCCCUCAGUCGCCUCAGUCCCGGCCCCGGCCGAGUCAAGCGCACCAAGCGCGUCCGCAGCGCCAAGCACAACGGGUGGCAAGACAGGCGCUGCAGAGCCCACCGGGGAGGUGCGGUCUGAGGCCGUGCCUGCCUCCUUGCCUCCGUCCCAGCCUGCCGAAGAGGACGUCGCCGUUGUACCUACGCUGCCGACCGACCAGCUCACAUCCUCCCUCGUAAUCUCGGACUCGGUGGUGCCGUCGUUCGAGGAGAUCCAGGGGCUGGCCAGUGCCGAGGCCACGGAUGGCGGGGCGGAAGAGAAGCCCCUUGGCGAGGACCCCACGGAGGACCACGACGUGCCCGACGAGGAGAACCUGAGCGACAGCAUCCCCGACAUCUACGUGUCGGAGCCCUCCGAGGACGUGCUGGAGGACGCGACGGAGACGGCCGUGCCGCAGGGGGAGGUGACCAUCACGCCGAACAGCGGUGCCGGCGAGGAGGAGGUGGUUUCGGACAAAGCCACGAAGCUCGUCAUCAAGCCAGUGGCCAAGACAGAGGCCGGGGAGGACGGCAUCGCCAUCUCCAUGCCCGUGUCCAAGGCCGUCAUCAGGGGCGACCACCCCGUCAUCGUGGACUACGACCCGGAGGUCUCGGCUGUGGCCGGUGCCAACGGCAUGGCGCACGCCCUGGGGGAGCUCAUCCUCACCUACGUCAACGUCUCCAACGUGCCCUCCACGCCCCUGCCGCAGCCCACGACCACCACGACCGCAACCAGCACCACGGCCUCGCCCUCAACCCCACCCACAGUUGCGUCGAGGACUUCGCCCGCCCCCUCGGAACCAAGCACUGCUGAGUCGACGGCCUCCCCGACCACGACCUUGACCCCGACCCCGACCACGACCACGACGCCGACGCCAACCACGACAUCGUCAACCACACCGACACCAACUACGACGCCGUCAACAGAAGCUCCCACCACGCUGCCAUCAGAAGCCUCUUCGACGCCGUCCACGGCCUCCCCCGUGGUCUCGACUCAAGCGCCGCUGGCUAAGCCGACCCUGAAGCCAACCUCAAGGCCGUCAGCGUCGCGGAGAAGGCCUGCAUCGUCAGCCACGAAGACGGUGACGUCCGCGCCCGCGAAAAAGCCAGUGGCGGCGCCAGCGUCGCCGAGCCCCAAAAAGGAAGCCCCAAAGAAGGAAUGAAAUUUAAAGACUGAACCUGCACCCGGACACCGUGCUCGUGCCCUACUACGGCGGCGCCAAGGGCCAGUACCUGAUCGUCGCCAAGCCCGUGCGCGUCGGGGACAUCAAGAAGACCAUGAAGAAGCCCGCGCGCCCCGGCC